CAGAUGAAGAAGCAAUUGCUGAUCCAACAACUCUCCAACAAAAAACCUAGCAGUUGUUUUAACCGUGGCAUCUUCUAGCAGAAAAGAAGCUUUUCGCCACUACAGUAGAACCUAAAAACUACUGGCGGCUCGAGUAUUGAGCCCAAGUACGGGCCGCUCGUAGCACGGGCCCGGUAGUUGAGUCUGAGAAAGUACUAAGUUCUAUUUAGACUUAUUAACCGAAGAGGAAGAAUCACCAUGAUCCAUCGGGCAGGCUUGAUCGCCGCACGGCGAGCAGGACAGACUCCAUGUCUACGACCGUCAAUAAUACCGCAACAACUGGUGCAAGCCUCGUCCACGUCUUCCAACACGUGCUUGGCGGGAACACUCAGGAGAUUUGGAGGAUCCGCACUGCAGGUUCAGGUUCCGAUAUCAACUGGAGUAGGAUGGACUCGGUUCGACUAUCCAGCAGUCUCAAAAAUCCGAUACGAUGUAGCACCAAGAACUGUCAUGUUAAGAUCUUCAUUUGGCAUGGGUAGGAGUAGGUAGAUUGUAUUUGGCCUCCGUAGGUAAUACCGAGGAAAUAAAGCAUAUAGUACUCUUCUCAGAAGGUACUAACUAAGUACUUCACUGAACAACGGCGUCAAUGCUAUACAAGAGGCACCAUUUUGACAUGACAUGACUUCUCCCACGUCGCCUCUAACCCUCAGCCCCUACGCCGGCGGGCCAGUAUACCAGUAUCUGCGGAAUGGGUGGCACCAGUUCAAAAGACGACGUACUGUGAGAUUUAUUUUAGUGAAAAGCAUUUUUAUUUUAGUUUGAGAAGAUUUUUAUACUUGAUUGUUUACGAGAUAAUGAGAUUUUUAGUGAGAAGAUUUAUAAGCAAUAAGAGAUACGUUGAAGUAAGUGGAUACUGAUGACGUGGCAUUUUUAGUUUCGACCCAUAGCAUAGAACAAGACCACGGUGAAAAGUAGCAAUUUGUUCUACGCCAAUAGUUAUUUCAUACCAUGGACCCACAACAUUCUACUACCACCGUCGACAGCUACUACAGAGAAGAAUUUCUACUAUCACCACACACUCACACAACUACUACAUCUUCAGUGAAGCAUUUCUAUCGAGCAGAAGCAGAGAAUAUGGACCCGAGUUCUGCUUGGUUCGUGGGUGUGCCGGAACAGGAAUUGAAUCCAACUAAAAACGUCUGGUGCACACUCGUGGAUGCGCACGCUUGGGGAGGUCUUUGAAAUUGAUUGUUGUUCAAUUGUGGGAGCUAGGACUUCGCAAAAAGAGUAGAAUGUGUUUAGGCCGCUCAGGAUUCUCCAGCACAAGUCGUUGUAGGACUCCCUAGGAGUCGGUAAAAUAAAGGCUCUGAACUAGGCUCUUCGGCAGCCAGUUACGUCUGCCAGUUCUCCUGGUGGGCCCACACGUAACCUAACCGAACUAGGACUUAGUAAAAACAGCAGCAUGGGAUUCUGCAUUCGGUAGUUUUCUCCAGGCUUGAAAAAGAUGACGGAGGAGGACUGAGCUGUCAUCUAUAGUACUAUGUGGAGCACUACUAGAAAAUGUUACGUUUGUUCAAAUUUCUAUGGACCAUCGACACGGUGUGGGAGAGCAUCGAAAAUCAUACCCCAAUCUUUCAGGACCCAUGGACAAAGUGUGGGAGGAUUUCAACGGCAUGGUCGUCUUUCCGGUUGUCGUCAUGUCGAUGAUGGCCUAUUGGUUGUAUUGAAACUUGUUUUUGCGUCUUAGAUCAAAUUUAGAGUGAUUUGGAAGUAGUGUGUGAGCAGUGCUCUUCACGGUGGAGAGUAGAUAGUAUACUGUGACUCCUAGGAAAUUUUUAUAGGUAUUAACGAAAGUAGGAAGAAUUUUGAACAAACAAAAGACUGCUCGCUCAUUGAUCACCAGUACCGAUAAUAGCUAGUCAACCUCCCCCAAAAACUAGCGAUCGAGUCAUGGGAGAAAACCCCUUUGCGAUUUUCUGGAAAUGGCAUGAUCCAGAGCAGAACAAAACGUGGGCCUCCUGGUUUCCUCACAAGACGUUCUUCUGGUUCUAAACCAACAGUACUAGUACAGACCCUCCUCCUUCGAUCGAGUACAGAGGACACUAAGAUACAGGACGAGCUUCUUCACCAUAGUGGCUCAGCUACCUCGGGUUACGCAAGCGCUGCGGAUUAAUUCUCUGCUGGGCUUGUCUCGCAGGUUCUUGCGACUUGCAUUGCGAUGAAUUUGCGGGUGAACCGCGUGCGACAAAAAUUUAGAUUUUUGGUGGAUCCUGACAUACUCAUUCUUAUUUGGAUGGAUUGGUUGGAUCUACAUGGGACAUUUUACGACUGCGGCAUUUACUUUUACAACAAAUCGCCAUGGGAGAAAGAAUCACGACUGCGGCAUUUACUUUUACACUAAAUCGCAGAAAAGUGCGGCUAUCCCUGACAAAUCGCAGGAUGAGCCUUGGAGAGGCAUAGACUAGCGGAGUCUUUAGAUCACUUCACUUUAGGUUUAGGUCUGAAACGGACGCUUUAGAGGAUCAUCCCAAGAAAAUUCUGAGAUAGAUCACCUCUAGAAAAUACUGAUC
This is a messenger RNA of Amoebophrya sp. A25, 2549 nucleotides long. The record is from the annotation of a GenBank genome assembly. NCBI's taxonomy places the organism in Eukaryota, Dinophyceae, Syndiniales, Amoebophryaceae.